Messenger RNA from Triticum aestivum (bread wheat), 725 nucleotides. RefSeq names its product heavy metal-associated isoprenylated plant protein 28. NCBI's taxonomy places the organism in Eukaryota, Viridiplantae, Streptophyta, Magnoliopsida, Poales, Poaceae. The coding region runs from base 156 to 602 and encodes 148 amino acids. The record is from RefSeq and is a predicted model, not a curated record. The transcript has 3 exons. Gene Ontology annotation, molecular function: metal ion binding.
UGCAUAUAUAGUGGGACAACGGAUACGCAACUUGGCAGUUGACACGCAGUUCAGCUAGCUCCUGUUUGUACAUUUGUCAACCCUCACGGGUUCACCCGAACGUCGAAGAACUCCCCAAACCGUCGAGGGACCGAACGCAAAGCUUGCCAAGCAAUAUGACGGUCGUGGAGAUGUGCGUGCAUAUGUGUUGCGCCGGGUGCGAGAAGAAGAUAAGGAAGGCAGUCGAGAGGUUAGAAGGAGUGGACGCGGUGGAGAUCGACAUGGAGAUGCAGAAGGUGACGGUGAACGGGGACGUGGACCAGAAGAAGGUGCUCAAGACGGUGAGGAGGACGGGAAAGCGCGCGGUGCUGUGGCCGACCCCGUUCAUCGCCGGCGCAGGCGCCGGCGGCGCCGUCAACCUCCUCGCGCAGCAGCACCAGUACCACCCGGGCGGGGCCCAGAUGUACGCGACCCACGCCUCGGGGCCCACCUCCUCGUACAACUACUACAAGCACGGCUACGACGACUCGCGCCUCUACGGCGCCAACUCCGCCGUCGUCGGCGGCACCAGGGCCACCGAUUACUUCAGCGACGAGAACACGGGAGGCUGCUCAGUAAUGUGAUCCACACGAUCAUAAUAUGGACGGGUUUUACUUAUGAUUAAAUCUUCUUCUUUCAUUCUCUGUAAAUUAAGUACACUUUGCUGAAAAAAAUCGCCAACAGAUACAACGAUCGCUCUCAAAUAA